AUGCCUGCCCAGGCCUCAGGUCCCACAGCGGUUAGAGGCAGAAGCGGAACUGAGCCCGGGACGGCUUGGCAGCCAACCAGAACCCUGUCUCCCUCCCCAGCCCCUACUGAGGCUCCACCCAUGGCCUCUCCAGAAGCACAGGAGACUGGAGAGACCCCGGCCAAGGAGAACCAAGUGGCCACGGGGGCCGAGCAGACAGGGGCCCCCGCCUCGCCCCUCAAGAGGUCCUGGCUGGUGCGGCACUUCUCACUGCUGCUGCGCCGGGACCAGCAGGCCCAGAAGGCCGGACAGCUCUUCUCGGGGCUCCUGGCCCUCAACAUGGUGUUCCUGGGCGGAGCCUUCAUCUGCAGCAUGAUCUUCAACAACGUGGCCAUCACGCUGGGGGACGUGUGGACCCUGCUGGCCGCGCUGAAGGCCCUGGCCCUCCUUUGGCUUCUCUACUACACCGCCAGGACCACCCGCCGGCCGCAAGCCGUGCUCCACCAGGACCCGCACGCAGGACCCGCUUGGGUGCGGGGCUCCCUGGUGCUCUUUGGCAGCUGCACCAUCUGCCUCAACGUCUUCCGCGUGGGCUACGGCAUGAGCCACAUCCAGUGUAAGUCACAGCUGGAGCUCAUCUUCCCGGCCGUCGAGAUCAUCUUCAUCGGCAUCCAGACCUGGGUGCUCUGGAAACACUCUAAGGACUGCGUUCAGAUCCAGACCAACUUCACUAGGUGUGGCCUGAUGCUGACGCUGGCCACGAAUCUGCUGCUGUGGCUUCUGGCCGUCACCAACGACUCCAUGCACCAUGAGAUCGAGACUGAGGUCAGCGCCCUCAUGGAAAAGUUCUCAGGCAACAACACCAACACCUGUCUGUGCCUCAACGUCACCAUGUGUGAGGUCUUCCAGAAGGGCUACCUGAUGCUCUACCCCUUCAGCACCGAGUACUCCCUCAUCUGCUGUGGCAUGCUCUUCGUCAUGUGGAAGAACGUGGGCCGCCGCCUGGCACCCCACACGGGCUCCCACCCCAGCACCCCGCCCUUCCACCUGCACGGGGCCAUCUUAGGGCCACUGCUGGGCCUGCUGGUCCUGGUGGCAGGCACGUGCGUCUUCGUGCUCUUCCAGAUCCAAGCAAGUGGCCCUGCCAUCGCGCGCCAGUACUUCAUCAUCUACUACGCCUUCUACGCAGCCGCACUGCCCACUAUGAGCCUGGCGUGCCUGGCGGGCAUGGCCAUCCAUGGGCUGGAGGAGCGAGAGCUAGACACGCUCAAGAACCCCACCCGCAGCCUGGACGUGGUGCUGCUGAUGGGCGCGGCGCUCGGCCAGAUGGGCAUCUCCUACUUCUCCAUCGUGGCCAUCGUGGCCACUCGCCCCCACGAGCUACUCAACCACCUCAUCCUGGCCUACUCGCUGCUGCUCAUCCUGCAGCACAUAGCCCAGAACCUCUUCAUCAUCGAGGGCCUGCACCGGCGCCCGCUCUGGGAGGCGGCUCCUGAGAGCCUGGCGGGGAAGUGGGAGGCUGAGCCUCCCCGCAGGGGCUCCCUGCUGGAGCUGGGCCAGGACCUGCGGCAGGCCUCGCUGGCCUACAUCCACUCCUACAGCCACCUCAACUGGAAGCGGCGGGCCCUCAAGGAGAUCUCACUCUUCCUCAUCCUCUGCAAUAUCACACUGUGGAUGAUGCCCGCUUUUGGCAUACACCCGGAGUUUGAGAACGGGCUGGAGAAGGAUUUCUAUGGCUACCAGACAUGGUUCACCAUCGUCAACUUCGGCCUGCCUCUGGGGGUCUUCUACCGCAUGCACUCUGUCGGGGUGCUGGUGGAGGUCUACUUGGGGGCCUGA
This is a messenger RNA of Balaenoptera ricei (Rice's whale), 1818 nucleotides long. It is a transcript of the gene OTOP3, whose product is annotated as otopetrin 3. The record is from RefSeq and is a predicted model, not a curated record. The transcript is spliced from 7 exons. Gene Ontology annotation, molecular function: proton channel activity. The coding region runs from base 1 to 1818 and encodes 605 amino acids. Gene Ontology annotation, biological process: proton transmembrane transport. NCBI's taxonomy places the organism in Eukaryota, Metazoa, Chordata, Mammalia, Artiodactyla, Balaenopteridae. Gene Ontology annotation, cellular component: membrane.